Heteronotia binoei (common prickly gecko) is the source of this 3687-nucleotide messenger RNA. It is a transcript of the gene TMPRSS2, whose product is annotated as transmembrane serine protease 2. The transcript has 17 exons. Lineage: Eukaryota; Metazoa; Chordata; Lepidosauria; Squamata; Gekkonidae. Gene Ontology annotation, cellular component: membrane. Gene Ontology annotation, molecular function: serine-type endopeptidase activity; protein binding. Bases 832 to 2301 code for a protein of 489 amino acids. Gene Ontology annotation, biological process: protein autoprocessing. The record is from RefSeq and is a predicted model, not a curated record.
AGUCUAGCGAUUCCUCCAACAAGCGGCACAGGUCGCCCCUCCUCUUUUUCUUUCUUUCUCCCUCUCAGUUCGUGCAGGUGAAUAAUAGGACAUUAAUCCCGCCUGCCUGCGGGAUGGAGUGAUAAAGGGUGACGCGAGGUUGGCUACGGAAAAUGACCGCCUCCAUCUCCUCCUCCGGACGCCAAACAAACACCUCCCCGCGGCUAGCAGCAGAGAGCGCGCUCUCUUUUUUACUUGACUUCCAGCCCGGAGGGAUUUUAUUAUUCUUACUCUUACCUCAGGGAAGGGCGCUUGGCGGGAGUGGCGCUGAGGCAGCUCCCUGUGGAAGCAGACUGGGCUGCGAGGGAAGAAGUUGUCUUGCGCCUGGGCUGAAACUGAGCAACAAAGAGCCUUGUUCCUUUACCUCGGGUAAGAGAGAAAGAGUUGGUUUUUACACCCCACUGUUCUCUACCCUAAGGAGUCUCAAGGUGGCUUACAAUUUCCCUUCUCCAGAAAGACACACUUCUGGAAAUAGUUUGCACUGGAUUGAAGGCCUUUGACUACAUACAGUUGUAUGCACCUGGGUCCUUUUUGCACCUGCUUGAAGAUAUUGGACAGCAUCCAAACCGAUACCAGUAACUCUGUUCUUUCCAUCUGCUCAGAUUGCCAACAUUGACAACAAAAAAAAUCCAGCUAAAACUGACUGAAUGUUUACUGACUCAAAGGAAAAGCAAUUAAGAAGACUAGGGUUUCAGCAAAUAGUUUUCUGGAAAAUGUGUACAAGCGUAAUGCAGUUAAUAGACUGAGUAUAUACUGUAUAAACUUGUUAGAAGUACAUUGCUGAAAAUCAAGAUGGCCUCAGGCUUGCCACCAUAUUAUGAAAAUUAUGCUUAUCAGCCAGAAAACCUUACUGCUCCCCAUCUUGCAAGUGGCUUUUAUGUGGGUCAACAGUAUACAUCCCCAUAUUGUCCUGCAACAGUACCACAUUACGUCCCGAGAGUUUGCGCUGGGCCCUCAGCUCCAGCGGCUACAAUAGUGCAUCCCAUUUCUUCACCUAGAAAAAUCUGUACAGCAAGAAUUAGGAAAGCUCUGUGCCUCAGCCUGUCAAUUAUAAUUCUGCUGGUAGGAGCUGCUAUUGCAGGUGUUCUCAUUUGGUCCUUUGUGACAGACAGUUGUUUUGGAUCCAAAAUACGGUGUGGCACUCUAGCAGCAUGUGUAUCACCAUCUCAGUGGUGUGAUGGAGUAAAUGAUUGCCCUAACGGUGAAGAUGAAAAUCGUUGUGUUAGGCUUUAUGGAUCAAGAUUUCUCCUGGAAGUCUAUUCAGCGGAAAGCAAAGAUUGGUACCCUGUAUGCUAUGAUGACUGGAAUGAUGACUAUGGGAGGACUGCCUGUAUAGACAUGGGAUAUAAUAAGGACACGUACUUCAACAGCAAGGCAACAAAACUCACUUCUCCAUUUAUAAGCUUUAUGAGGCUGAAUACAAGUGCUGAUGAUACAGACUUAUACAAGAAACUGUAUAACAGCAAGCAGUGUUCAUCAGGAACUGUAGUAUCCUUAAGAUGCAUAAAAUGUGGCUUGUCAAGUAAAAACUCAAAUCCUCGAAACAGAAUUGUGGGUGGAACUGUAGCUGCACUUGGGGAAUGGCCAUGGCAAGUCAGCCUUCAUAUCCAAGGAACUCAUCUGUGUGGUGGGUCCAUCAUCACUCCUGAAUGGAUUGUUACAGCAGCUCAUUGUGUGGAAGGGUCAUAUUCUCAGCCAUUUUACUGGAGAGUUUAUGCUGGAAUUCUGUUGCAGCAGGAAAUGCUUCGACCAAAGGGACACAAAGUAGUAAAAAUCAUCUCUCAUCCAAACUAUGAUUCAGAGACUAAAAACAAUGAUGUUGCUCUUAUGAAGUUGCAAUCUCCUCUGACUUUUAAUGAAGUUAUAAGGCCAGUUUGUUUGCCCAACCCAGGAAUGAUGUUUCAGCCUGAACAACGCUGUUGGAUAUCUGGAUGGGGAGCACAACGCCAAGGAGGAAAUACCUCAAAAGAACUCUAUGCUGCGAGUGUACAUCUGAUAGAAUCCUCUAGAUGUAAUACAAGACAGGUUUAUAAUGGGUAUAUUCUGCCUACUAUGAUUUGUGCUGGAUAUCUAGAUGGAAAAGUGGAUUCUUGUCAGGGCGACAGUGGUGGUCCAUUGGUAACUGAGAAACAUGCCCUCUGGUGGUUAGUAGGUGACACAAGUUGGGGAACAGGCUGUGCUAGUGUAAAUAAACCUGGAGUGUAUGGUAAUAUGACUCAGUUCACAGACUGGAUUUACAGAAAUAUGCAGGCAAACAGAUGAUGGUGGUGUUCUGUCCUGCAUCCCUUCCAUGGAAUGAACAAUCUUUUUCAUUAGUGGUGGAUUUUUUUGAUCUUUUGUAAUUGAUUUUAAUAAGUGCCUUUUAAAAAAAUUCUCGGUCCUCAACACUUCAGAUGGAAUAUAACCUGAAUGUUUGCAAAACGGUAGCAUUUGCACUGACAUCUAGCCUAAUAAAGGUUUUGUGGAAACCUCUCCUUAAUGUAGUGCCUCAGAUGGCUAACAAUCCUUUAAUCAAACUAAUUAUUGAAUUUUCCUUUGUUUCUGAGGAUUGCCAGCCAGGGUGUUGUUUUUUUAAAUUCUAAGUUAUAAUAAUCACAUUUGUAAAUUGCCACUUUCUAUUACUGUAUUAGAAUACAAGAACAGAAUCUUGUUGCUUGUUUUCUUGAUGUUAUUUAAUGUUUAGUACAUCCAUGAUACAAGUGUCUGGACUGCUGGCUAGUCCAGGAUUUCAGGGGUGUUGAGAACUACAUGGUGAAUGCAUGGGCAUGACGGGUGAGGAAUUUUCUCUGAAGUACUAUUGAGAGAGGGAAAAUUUCUCAUAUAUGUAUUCAAGUAUCUAAAAUUCCUCAUUCACAUUGCAUAUGUGGUGUUGAUUCUGAGAUCAUAUAUAUAUUCAGUUUGAAUGGAACUUCCCCUUCUGUGAUGUUAAAAAUAAUCAAAAUUAGAGUGUGGCUCACAAAAUGAGAAAGUCCAUGAACUUUGUUUUGUGAUGUUGUUGAACUUGGAUAGCCAUGUUGUAUCUGCAUAAGUAAGUUACUAGCAUUCAAAAGGCUGGAAUAACGGCUGUUCUGGCUUGUAUUAGAUGCAUCUUCAGGCAAAGGAAGCAGCAAAUAAUGAAGAAUUCAUGGCUUCCCCAACUGUGCUGAGGAAAGUAAUACCCAUUUAAUCAUGUGACUACCUCAUUUUAUAAAACUCUGAUAAAUAUUUGCAUUGAGCAGAACAUUUUCUUAAUCUUGUUUUUAAACUGAUAUUUAUGUAAGAUAUAAGGUUUUUAAAAUGAAGGCAGAAAUAAAUGUAACUGUUACUACAGUCCUAGAAAUCUGAAUAGUACAAUAGCAAUACAUUUGGCAAACUGGGCUUUGCUUUGAAUGUAAUGGACUGAAAACAGACAAUGCUGCUACUGAAAUGUACUUUAAUGUUCUGUUGUGGAGAGACUUCUGCUUCAGGUUUUGCAGAUAAAAUCUGUACUCUCAAGUGCCAUUUAAAUCAGUUAUUUUAAAGUUGCCAUAGUAAUCAGAUUUGUUAACCUAUAUAAAUUAUGCAUAAUUGUUAGAUGGGGUUUGCUACCAUUUUAAGUAGCGUGUGUUUUAGCUACUGACUUUGAAACACAACAUGUAUCUUGCAUACAAAUAAACUUUUUGCUAAUUU